AUGAUCAGAGCCGUUUUAAUUGACUUAAGUGGCACUUUACACAUUGAAAAUCAAGCAAUUCCUGGCUGUGUAGAUGCAUUGAGGAGAUUGAAAGAAAAAGAUCUGUAUGUAAAAUUUGUAACAAAUACCACAAAAGAAAGCAGGAGAGUAUUAUUUGAAAGGUUACAGAGUCUAGGAUUUGACAUAAAAAAAGAAGACAUUCUAAGUUCUUUAACAGCGGCUAAGAAUCUAAUUCUAGAUCGUAAAUUAAAGCCAAUGUUAAUGCUUGAUCCAGCAGCUCUAGAAGACUUCGAAGGACUUGCUUGCUCACCUGCUGAAAUGCCCAAUGCUGUUGUUGUUGGCUUAGCACCAUCUGAAUUCCAUUAUGAUAAAUUAAAUGAAGCAUUCAGAUAUUUACAAAACGGUGCCCAACUAAUAGCAAUUCACGCUGGUAAAUAUUACAAAAGAUCUGAUGGUUUGGCACUGGGACCCGGAUGUUUUGUAAAAGGGUUGGAGUAUUCUGCACAAUGUACAGCAGAAGUUGUUGGAAAACCAAACAAAUCCUUUUUUCUUUCAGUUCUAGGUGAUAGCUAUAAACCAGAAGAAGCAGUAAUGAUUGGUGAUGAUGUUUCCGAUGAUAUUCAGGGAGCAAUGGCUGCUGGAUUAAGUGGCUAUUUAGUCCAAACAGGAAAAUAUAAGACUGGUGAUGAAACAAAAAUAAGCCCAAAUCCAACUGCGACAGUGCCAAGUUUCGUCGAGGCGGUAGAAAAAAUUAUAAGACAAAUCUAA
Molecule: messenger RNA, 768 nt
Organism: Diabrotica balteata
Lineage: Eukaryota; Metazoa; Arthropoda; Insecta; Coleoptera; Chrysomelidae
Source: the annotation of a GenBank genome assembly